CAGGGUUUAUUCGGGGAAUCCAGUGCUCGGAAUGGAGACGGCGAUGCUGUUCGUUCUGCUGGGUCUCGGCCUCUCGCAAGUCGAGUCUGCCACAGAUGGAUUCUGCUACUACCAAACAUCUUGCGGACCUACAUCCUGGCCUGUAACUUAUCCAACCUGCCAAGGCACUGAGCAGUCUCCUAUCAACAUUCAGAAAAACAGAACCAUCCGGGAUGAGCAUCUGGGAGAGUUUAAAUUCCAUCAGUACGACAAUCGACAAUUUCUCACCCAGAUUAAACACACUAAAAUGUCAGUGAAAGUCAGGGUGAAGCCCGGCAUGGAGCUGAGCGGCGGAGGGCUGCGGGCUGUCUACCUCGUCUCCCAGUUCCACUUGCACUGGGGGCAGAACAUCAGUGCCCAGGGCUCCGAACACAUGCUGGACGGCAAGCGGGCGAGCAUGGAGCUCCACAUUGUACAUCGCCAGAAAAACCUAACCCUCGAAGAAGCGUUCAAACAUCGACAGGGAUUGGCAGUCCUAGCGUUCUUCAUUGAGAUUGAAAGCGGAAUAGCAGAGGAUCCAGCCUGGAGGAACCUAACGAGGACAAUCAAAUACCUGAAGGAAGAUGGGGAUCACUAUGAUCUGAAUGAAACUGUCUCUCUCAUGGAUUUGAUCAACACUGUUAACCUAACGAAAUAUUAUCGUUACAAUGGUUCCCUCACCACACCAGAAUGCAAUGAAGUGGUUGUUUGGACUGUCUUUGAGGAAACCCAUCCACCUGAAUGCAUCACUGUCGAACGGGAACCCAGUGUUGUCCUCGCCCGCCGCCUCAAGAGGAGCGGAUAUCGGGCCCACGCUCGCCCGCCGGGGGGGGCACACACUGGGGUGACUCCACCCGCAGCAGCUGAUGGUUACCACCUCGGGCAGCGCCAGGCGAGGGCCUCUCUUCCCUCGUCCACCUGCUCCCCUCGCCGGCCUCUUCCUCGGCCCGUCUGA
Messenger RNA from Carcharodon carcharias (great white shark), 973 nucleotides. Its product is annotated as carbonic anhydrase 4-like. The record is from RefSeq and is a predicted model, not a curated record. Gene Ontology annotation, cellular component: plasma membrane. The coding region runs from base 32 to 973 and encodes 313 amino acids. Gene Ontology annotation, molecular function: carbonate dehydratase activity; zinc ion binding. The transcript is spliced from 8 exons. Lineage: Eukaryota; Metazoa; Chordata; Chondrichthyes; Lamniformes; Lamnidae.